Molecule: messenger RNA, 1080 nt
Organism: Cutaneotrichosporon cavernicola
Lineage: Eukaryota; Fungi; Basidiomycota; Tremellomycetes; Trichosporonales; Trichosporonaceae
Gene: NUC1
Exons: 9
Coding region: 1-1080 (359 amino acids)
Biological process (GO): apoptotic DNA fragmentation
Cellular component (GO): mitochondrial inner membrane; nucleus
Molecular function (GO): metal ion binding; RNA endonuclease activity; nucleic acid binding
Source: RefSeq, a predicted model, not a curated record
AUGCCCACGCUCGGCCCCUCGCUGCUCUUUGCAGCCGGCCUCACCCUCGGCAUUGCCGGCGGGUACUUUGGGGGUCGCGACAAGAAGGUCGCCCCUGCCUACCCGGUCGGAACGCCACUCCCAGCACCUCCCGAGGGCGGACAGGAGUUGCAGCGCCUGCCUAUCCCGACGUCCGCUGGGCCGGUUGUGUUGGCGGGUGGAUACCCUGGCCCUACGUUCGAUGUGAUCCGUCGACACGCGUACAUUACCGCGUACGACCGCCGUAUGCGCCACCCGGCAUGGACCGCCGAGCAUCUCACCGCCGAGUCGCUUCGCCGCACGCCGUCUGGGAACGGCACCAAGCCGGUCCCUCUGGACCAGGCCCGGGCGGCCGACACCGUCCCGGAAAAGGUUGAUCGCUCCAAGAGCACGUUCCAGGAGGACGAGAACAUCCCCGAGCUCUUCCGCUCCAAGCUCUCUGACUACUUCCGCAGCGGCUACGACCGCGGUCACAUGGUGCCCGCGGCCGAUGCCAAGAUCUCGCAGACGGCCAUGAACGAGACGUUCUUCCUGACCAACAUUGCGCCGCAGGUUGGCGAGGGAUUCAACCGCCACUACUGGGCCUACGUCGAGGACUUCUGCCGCCGCCUGACCACCAACUUUGAGGACGUCUACGUGUUUACCAUCCCGCUCUACCUUCCCACCCGUGGCGCCGACGGCAAGUGGCGUGUGACCUAUGAGGUGAUUGGCGAGACGCCCUCCGUUUCCGUCCCAACGCACUUCGCCAAGGUUGUCCUCGCGUCGCGCCCCGACUUCGGGUUCCCCCAGAAGCCCAACGCGUCGAACAAGGAGGUUACCUCUCCCAGCACCGUCAAGGAGCUCGCGAUGGGCGCGUUCAUCCUCCCGAACAAGGAGAUCCCGGACCAGGCCGAUCUCCGAACCUUUAUCGCGCCUGUUGAGACUGUUGAGCGCGCGGCCGGUCUCCAGCUCUUCAACGAGGACCUCAAGGAAAAGUCGCGCCAGCUUUGUGCGGUCACUCAGUGCUCGGUCGUCGUGCGCCGCUUCGACGACACGCGCAAGGAGUUUGCUAAGAAGAAGUAG